This is a messenger RNA of Diabrotica balteata, 1865 nucleotides long. NCBI's taxonomy places the organism in Eukaryota, Metazoa, Arthropoda, Insecta, Coleoptera, Chrysomelidae. The record is from the annotation of a GenBank genome assembly.
GUUUCUCUCUGCUUCUCUGGUUGUGUCGGCUUCUUUGUGCAAAAGCUACAAUUUUAGAUUAUUUUUUAAAAACAUCAAAAAGCAAAAUGUCGGGUCCCGGUCGUAACGAUUGUAGAAUAUACGUUGGCAAUCUUCCCCCAGAUAUACGCACCAAGGACAUCCAGGAUCUCUUUUACAAAUUUGGCAAGGUAACUUUUGUCGAUCUGAAAAACCGACGCGGUCCGCCAUUUGCUUUUGUCGAAUUCGAGGAUCCAAGAGAUGCAGAUGACGCUGUACAUGCUAGAGACGGCUACGAUUAUGACGGGUAUAGAUUACGAGUGGAAUUUCCUCGCGGAGGCGGCGGCCAUGGUGGUGGCGGUGGCGGAGGCGGCUUUAGAGGUGGUCGAGGCGGCGAGAGAGGCAGAGGCUCUAGGGGACCACCGGCUAGAAGAUCACAAUUUAGGGUUCUUGUUACAGGCUUACCUCCAUCUGGAUCAUGGCAAGACUUAAAAGAUCACAUGAGAGAAGCAGGAGAUGUAUGCUUCGCAGAUUCCUUCAAAGAUGGCUCAGGUGUUGUAGAGUUUUUGAGAUACGAAGACAUGAAGUAUGCCAUUAAGAAGUUAGACGAUUCAAGAUUUAGAUCACAUGAGGGAGAAGUUGCCUACAUCCGUGUGAAAGAAGACAAAGGCGGCAGUGAAAGAAGAUCCGGAGGUAGAUCAAGAAGUCGAUCUUUCUCGCCCCGCAACAGGGGCUCACCGACAUACAGUCCCGUGCAUAGAAGUUUCUCGAGGAGCCGUUCUCGUUCAUAAUUUCCAAGCGUGGAUAUUAUGUACGUAUUGCGUUAUUCUAUGAGGCAUUUCCUUGAAGUAAUUUUUUCAUGUGCAAAUAUUUCUGUUGAUUAUCGUUAUCUUAAAUUGUGGCGAUUGAGAUUGGUUAAUUGACAUUAUGAAUAAUGAAAAUGUAGUAUUUUUAUUUAUUCAUUGAGUUUUCCAAUGAAAAUCAGUUUCAUUAUCGUGUCAAUUUUAUUGAAAGAUAAUAAUGUUGUAAAUCUUUGAUAAAAAGUGGCUUACCAAGCAGGGGAUGGCCCAGGUUCGAUCCUGGAAGACACCAGACAUUUUUUAAUUUCUAAUUUAACUGAGCCACCACCAUCUUUCGGAGAGCAUAUAAAGCUGUCAGUCUCUGCUAAGUAGUAGUUAGCCAGAAGGUUACACAAAUGAAAGAUAUACAAUAAGCCAAUUGGCUGAAGUAUGACCAAGAGAAAAAAUAUUUGUUGAAAUAUAUUUAGUUCACAUUGCUUUGACUUUUUACAUUUUGACCACUGGUGUCAUCACCAUCUCAAAAAAUGCUGAUCUUAAAAGUCAUACUUUACAUCCAGUAAUUUGGUUUCAUUGAAAGUACCAAAUUUGGCUAUUAAUAUAUUUUGACCAAAAUUUGAUAGUAUUUCCAGUUUUAUAAGAUGACAGUAAUAAUUUUCCAAUGUUUUUUGGAAAUAGGAAAAAUGUUGCACCAUUCACUUGAAAUUGCUAGGUUAGGUCAUAUACUCUUGGAAUUUGCCUAAAAAAUAGAAUAUAGGUUAAGAAAUUGGUAUUGCUAUUAAUGUUUUCUUUUUUUUUUUAAUAAUUUCAUUUGUCUAUUUGCCGUUUGUGUGUUGUACAUUCCGAAUUUUUUUAAAAAAUAAUCAUGUGCCAAGAACCAAGGAAGAAAUAAUAGUGGUUUUUUCUAGUAAGUAAUUUGAAAUAUUUCUUUGUUUUUUGGCACUGUUCGAUUCUUCAAACUUAAAUUAAUGAUUUUUUAAAUAUUAUAAGACUCUAGGCACUAAUGUAUAAUUUUUUUUUCUGUCUAUGGUACCUUUGCUGAACCUGUGUAUCAGCGAUGGACGAUUUUGG